GUGUGUUCCAGUGGAUCGGAGCCAAAGAGGAAGAAGUUGUCAGUGACAGCUUCUGCUUCACACUCGAGCUGCGCGUGUAACAUGAAGCGUUUCCAGCCUGAAUGACUGAGCGCAGUCGGCUGUUCCUCGUUGCUGUUGCCCCCCCACACACACACACACACACUCUCAUCUGGUCAUAAGUGAACAUUUGCUGCACAUGAGCACAGGUUUAUCAUCAUCAUCAUCAUCAUCAUCCUCCUCCUCAUCAUCAGCAGCUGCAGCAGAAGAAAAGGAGGAGGACCUUUUAAGGACGUAGUUGGACUAAGUUGUCGCGCGCACGAGCGGCGGCUGCGUACCAUUUGUUUUCUCUCUCGUUCUCUCUCUGUUGUUUUUGUCUGCUUUUAUUUUCUGCCGAGGACUGAAGUUAUGACCUCGGUGUGGAAGAGACUGCAGCGCGUCGGCAAAAAGGCGUCAAAGUUUCAGUUUGUCGCGUCUUACCAGGAACUGGUUUUGGAGUGCACCAAGAAAUGGCAACCAGACAAGCUGCGGGUGGUGUGGACGAGGAGGAACAGACGCAUGUGUUCCAAGCUCCACAGCUGGCAGCCUGGAAUCAAAAACCCAUACAGAGGCAUGGUGGUGUGGCCUGUCCCGGAGAACAUCGAUAUCUCCGUUACACUCUUUAAGGAGGCCAACGCUGAUGAGUUCGAGGACAAAGAGUGGACCUUUGUCAUUGAAGGUGAGAACAAGGGGCAUCGUAAAGUGCUGGCGUCCGCUGACAUCAACCUGAAGAAGUUUGCCAGUCCCACGCCAACACAGACCGACCUGACGCUGACGCUGAAGCCGCUGUCGGUCAAAGUGGUGGAGGCCACGCUCAAGCUGUCGCUGUCGUGUGUGUUCGUCCGAGAGGGAAAAGCAACUGAUGAAGACAUGCAAAGUCUGGCCAGCCUGAUGAGCGUCAAACCCUUAGACAUCGGGAACCUGGACGACUUCAACGAGAGCGAUGAAGAGGAGGACAAGAAGUCCAUCUCAGCUGCAGUCACACACACACUAACUCGCCCAAAUCGCCCUGCUCCCCCUCCGCCCGACAUGCGACACUCCAGUGGACCCGCGUUUUCGGCCCCAGGCUGUGGACAUGAGACCGGUCCUCCCAGCCCCGUCAUCCAUUCUCGCCCUCCCUUACCUAUCGCUCCUCGUCCCUCGCCGCGUCGCUCCCGACACGCCGUCUCCACUGCUCCUGUCCAAUCAGACGUCCAGCCUUCCCCUGGCCCCUCCCCUCAGCCCUCGCCCAGGUCCAAGCAUAAAAAACUGACCGAGCCUCCGGCUUUAUCUGACCCACAACCUCAAAGCUCCCAGACCCCGGCAGAUACUCCUUCAGUCCAGACUGUGUCUCCAUCACCCACAUCCUCCACCACUGCUGCCUCCUCUUCUCUUCAUCCUCCUCCUCCAAAAACUUCGACCUCAGUGGAGCUUUCUCCAUCAGUGCCUUCAAAUCCAUCUUCUCAUGAAGGUUGUGUACAUGUUAAUGCACCUGCUAACUUGUCCCUUAAGCCCACCAGUGUAUCUGCAACUCCCUCCACUCCAUUGUCAUCCAGUCAGACUAUAAUAAUAACAUCGUCCUCCACAUCCGUCUCCCCACUGCCUCACUUCACCACUCUGACCCAUAAGUCCACCCCUGCUGCCUCUCAGCCUCUCCCCCUCAAAUCCUCCUCACCCUCAAACUCCACCCUGUCCUCUGAGCCGUCGUCCACUCACCCUCCACUCACCCGGAGCCUCUCUCAGCCGCCUUCUCUGCCCAGAAUCUUCCAGUCGGGCUCAGCGAAAGCUCCUGCAGCAUAUCAGCGGCGCCCCCCAGAGGUUCAAAGUGUAGAAGAUGCUGCUUCAGCCUCUGUCCGUUCACACAUUUUCAAACCUCAGAUUGUGAAGUCGGUUGCUCGUCCUUCUUCUCCUUCACCCUUUUCUGCUGAUGCUCCUCCUAUGGCUCUGAAACACUCCGCCCUCAAAUCUCCUCCCUCUGGCUCAGAGUCAGGUGCUAAGGGGGCGUGGCUACCGUCUGACUCUUCAACAGUUGGAGGUGACAUCACCCCUGUCCCUCUGCUGAGUAGUCCUGAUCUGGACGCACUCUGUGACCCCGUGGUUCCGAGCCUUCCCGUCUCCCUACCACACUCCUCACCCCCUCACUCCUCUUCUGUCCUCUUCUCCUCUCCUCACCCUCGGCUCACUGUCUCUCCUUCUACAGGCUCGACCUUUCCCUUCGCUCCAUCAGACAAGGAAACCACGCCGCGCCCUCUGAGCCGAGGUGAAGAAGUCAGAGUUUCCAAACCAGCCCAGGACUCACGGUCGGUCGUCACAGAAAACAAAGCUGAGCCAGCUGUGAUCAGCCUGACCGCCCCCCAAAUUUUCUGUCCCACCAGUCCCGCCCACCCCCACGCAGAGCUCAUCAUAGCCCCGCCCCCUCCGUGGCCCUUCUCCUGCAGCUCCUCCCAGAAGCCUUCCACCAAUGUGGUGGCGGCGUUUAUCACUCCCAAACCACCAGCUGAUCACAGGGAAACUGAGCCGACAAAGCCAGUGCAGGACAUCACUAGUGACGCGAAAGCUAAAAAGCCAGAGCCCGACUUUGACAGCUUCGUCCUUGAGUCGUUAAGUCAGACACACGAAUCAGGAGGCUUGUUUCUGGAAGAGGACGACUCAAAGCGCGACACCAUCAAAAGGUGUCCUGCAGGUCUUGAACUGAAAACCAAUGACAAGACCUGUGGACAGAAGGAGCAGUUAGAGGGAGCAGCGGUCAAGGAGAAGGAGGCGAGGAAGGCAGAGCAGGAGAAACACAGUGAAAAGGAAAUGCUAAAGAAACAAGAGGAGGAAAGGAGGAGGAAGGAGGCAGAGCAAAAAGCCCUGCUCCUGAAGCAGGAGCAGAGGAGAAAGCAGGAAGAAGAGAAGAAGAGAGUCUUAGAGGAGGAGAAGAGGAGGUUCCUGCAAGAGGAGGAGGAGGUCAGGAUAGAGAAGGAGUGGAUGAAACAUGAGGAGGAGAGGCUCCUCAAGGACAAAAGAGAAAAGCAGGAGAGGUGGAGGGAGGAAGAGGAGAAGAGGAAGCGAAAGGAGGAGGAGGAGGGGAGGAAGACGAGGGCACAGGAGAUAAUACUCCUGGAGGAGGAAAAGGUGAAGAUUCAGCGGGAGGAGGAGAGGAGACUUGAGAGAGAGAGAUUCAUGAGGAAGAUGAGGGAGGAAGAGGAGAAAAGGAUGGAGGAGAGGAGAGUGUUUGAGGAGCAAAAGAGGAAGAGGGAGGAAGAGAAAAAGAGGCGCCAAGACGAGGAGGCAAGAAGGAGGAUGGAGGAGAAACGCUUGAAGGAGGACAGAGAGAGAGAGCAACAGAAAAUGAAGGAGGACGAAGAGAGGAGGAAUAGGGAGGAGGUGGAGAAAAGACGUCUGGAAGAGGAGGAGAGAAAGAAAAAGGUGGCAGAAGAAGAGAGGAGGAGGGAGGAAGAGAAAAAGAGGCUUCUGGAGGAGAAAUGCUUGAAUGAGGAAAAAGAGAGGGAGCAACAGAAAAUUGAGAGGAGGAAUAGGGAGGAGGUGGAGAAAAGACGUCUGGAGGAGGAGGAGAGAAAGAAAAAGGUGGCAGAAGAAGAGAGGAGGAGGGAGGAAGAGAAAAAGAGGCUUCUGGAGCAGGAGCAGAGGAGGAAGAUGGAGGAGAAACGCUUGAAUGAGGAAAAAGAGAGGGAGCAACAGAAAAUUAAGGAGGAGGAAGAGAGGAGAAAGAGGGAGGAGGUGGAGCAAAUGAAAAGGGAGGCAGAAGAGGAGAGGAGGAGGGAGGAAGAGAAAAAGAGGCUCUUGGAACAGGAAAGGAGGACGAUGGAGGAGAAACACUUGAAUGAGGAAAAAGAGAGGGAGCAACAGAAAAUUAAGGAGGAGGAAGAGAAGAGAAAGAGGGAGGAGGUGGAGCAAAUGAAAGGGGAGGCAGAAGAGGAGAGGAGGAGGGAGGAAGAGAAAAAGAUGCUUCUGGAGCAAGAGCAGAGGAGGAAGAUGGAGGAGAAACGCUUGAAUGAGGAAAAAGAGAGGGAGCAACAGAAAAUUAAGGAGGAGGAAGAGAGGAGAAAGAGGGAGGAGGUGGAGCAAAUGAAAGGGGAGGCAGAAGAGGAGAGGAGGAGGGAGGAAGAGAAAAAGAUGCUUCUGGAGCAAGAGCAGAGGAGGAAGAUGGAGGAGAAACGCUUGAAUGAGGAAAAAGAGAGGGAGCAACAGAAAAUGAAAGAGGAGGAAGAGAAGAGAAAGAGGGAGGAGGCAGAAGAAGAGAGGAGGAAGGAGGGUGAGAAAAAGAGGCUCCUGGAAGAGAGGAGGGAGAUGGAGGAGAAAUGCUUGAAGGAGGAAAAAGAGAGGGAGCAAAAGCAAAUCAAAGAGGAGGAAGAGAGGAGAAAAAGAGAGGAGAUGGAGAAACAACAUGUACAGGAGGAGGAGAGAAAGAAAAUGGCUGCAGAAGAAGAGAGGAGGAGGGAGGAAGAGAAAAAGAGGCUCCUGGAAGAGGAGAAGAGGAAGAUGGAGGAGAAACACUUAAAGGAGGAAAAAGAGAGGGAGCUACAAAAAAUGAAAGAGGAGGAAGAGAGGAGAAAGAGGGAGGCCGAAGAAAAGUUAAAAAUCCUCAAAGAGCAAAAGGAGGCAAAAGAAAGGAUGGAGAAGCGGAAAAGGGAGGAGCAGGAAAGACAGAAAAGAGACGAGGAGAGAAGACGUAAAGAGGAGGAGGAGAGGGUGAGACUCUUAAUGGAACAGAGGGAGAGAGAAAGGGUGCAGGAAGAGGAGAGGAGGAAGAUGGAAGAAGACGAAAAGAAGAGGCAACAGCUGGAGGAGCAGAAUAGGCUGGAAGCAGAGAAGAAGAAAGGAGAGGAGUUAAAGAGGAGAAAGGAAGAGGAGGAGAAGAGAAAGAAACAGGAGAAGGAGGAAGCAGAGAGGAGAAUGAAGGAGGAAGAAGAGAGGCUACAAGAGAAGGAAGAGGAGGUGAUGAGACUCAGGGAGCAGGAGGAGGAGAAGAAGAGGAGGAGGAAGGAGGAACGAGCAGCUCCGGCCUGCAGUCCAGAGGUCAACAGGUCAGAUGAGGACAAGGAGAAGAUGAGAACUGUGGUUUCUGCCUCUCCUCCUCCUCCACACGGCGUCACUCGCACACUUCCUCCCGGCCUUGCUGCUCACUACCUCCCCCUUCUGAACAAAACCAGCGUUGCACCUGAGAACCUGAGCCAGUUACAGUCAGGACAGUCAGUUCACAAACCAAACUCUGCCUCCAUUAACAAAGACAGUCUGGUGCAGCCGUCUCUCGUUAACGAAGGUUCACUGUCAAAAAGCGUUGUCGUCCCAGAAAACAAAACAUCCGCUCGUGCAUGCGCUUAUCCGACUGGAGCUGGCACCCGCUCAGGCCCCACUGUUCAGCCUCCUGAGGGUAAACCAUUCACGGUAGAGGUCUUGACCCUGGUGCCACCUCCAAAGAGGGUGUGUGAUGCAGAGGUUCCUCUGUGGAAAGUGCUAGAGGAGAGAAGUGGGCAAGAUACGCCUGAAAAUAUCUCUGCCAUGGAGGGUACAAAACCUUUGUGCAGAGGAGAUGCUGCAGCUGAGGCGGAUGCUGCCGUCAGCCAAGAAAACCAGCCAAUCUCAUCCAAAGACUCAGAAACACAUCACACAGGAACAUCUCCUGAGGAGCCCAAAGAACCAAAGGGGCUUCACGUGGAACCGGCAACCCCAGUCCAGGUUUCCACCAAACCAGCCAACGAGCGCACGGCUCUGGCCCUGGGGACGCUGCUUCCCUCAAAACCAGAACCAGGACUGCGGCCGGAACCGGCCUCCCAGCCGUCGGGAGAACCACAACAGGAAGGAGCCGAGGGGAAGAAAGCGUCUGACAGCGCGGCCGGUGGUGAGGAGAGCUCUGUCAACAACAAGGAGCCAGUGUGCGAGGCGGAAAAGCAGCUGUGGGCAGCUGUGGAGGAGACCACAGCCGAGACGGUGGAGAGCGAGGGGAGAAGUGAAGAGAAGGAUGAUCAGGAGCGAGAGGAGGGUGGAACGGGGGGUGCACACAUAGAGGCAGACGUGUGUGUUGCCGAGCAGCAGAAGGAGGCGCCUGCUGGCUUUAUGUCAGCAGUCGUUGGUGUGUUGUACAGAGGCUAUGAGACCGUGACCUCCAUCCUGCACACGACGGGAUCCACCGAAGCAGGUCGGGAUCCGCACCUCUCCGCAGAACAGCCGUGGCUCCUUUUGACUAAUGAAGGUCAGCUGCGUUUACGUGAAGUCGACGAGGAGCCAGAUGAAGAGCCCCUGAUUGCAGCUGGUGUGGACAUUUCACCACCCACAGCCUUCUCUGACCAAACUGAGAGUCACAUGAUUAGUGAAGAGAAGAUUUCCGACACCGAGUCAGCUCAGAAACCUGAGCGCGUCACUUUAGUGGAGCCACCUGGACUAAGUCUCGUGGCAAGUCUGCGACUGGCAGCCAGCGAGCAGGAGAGGGAGAGGUUAGAGAGAGAGAGGAUAGAACGCCUGGAGAGGGAGGAGGCAGAGAGGAGAGAGAAAGAGAGGCUGGAGCAGGACAAGAAAGAAAGGGAGAAGUUGAGACGGGAGAGGGAAGAAAUGGAGAGGAAGGAGAAAGAACGGAUGGCGAGAGAAGAGAGGUUGGAACAGGAAAGGAAGGAAAGCGAGAGGUUGAGAAAGGAGAGAGAAGAUGCGGAGAGGAGAGAGAAAGAGAGGCUGGAACAGGAAAAGAAGGAAAAGGAGAUGCUGAGAAAGGAGAGAGAAGAUGCAGAGAGGAGAGAGAAAGAGUGGCUUGAGCAGGAAAGGAAGGAAAGAGAGAGGUUGAGGACGGAGAAAGAAGAGAUGGAGAGGAAGAUUGAUAGAAUGGAGAGGGAAAAAGAGACGGAAGGGCUGAAAAAGCAGCAAAAGAGAGAAAAGGAACAGCGGAGGGCAGAUGAGGAAGAAAGGUCUAAGGACAAAAAAGGAGAUGUGGAAAGAAAGAAAGCAACACAGAGUCAAAACACAAUGUUUGAAUCUACAUCAGUGCAAAGCAACCAGGUCGUUGUAAACAUCCAGUCAGCUGACUGGCCCCCACUUAGAGAGGCAGAACUUGACGACAUUGCCUAUGAUGAAAGGCUGCAGAGCAACGAAGAGGAGCCACAAUUUAAACCCGAUCCCAAAUCAUUGAAUACAGUCAAACCAGUUUCUGUCCCCGUAGCCAGCCCGACAAAUAAACCCGACUCCAGAUUAGACAAACCCGAGGCCUGUGGCACUGUUGUUGCCAAACACCUGAGUAGUUCUGGUUCAGGAUCGGUUAACCGAGCAAAAUCCAACCAAAAAUCCGGUGCCAUCCCAGUGUGGUUGAGGGAGGAGGAGGAAGAGGAGGUGGAGUUUGAGAGAGGACAGGAGGAUCUUGGCUCCAUCUGGCUGGCUGAGCUGUACAUGGAGGGGGAAGCAGGACCAGGGCAACAGUCCCCCGCUGUAACCCAGAUGCCCACUGCGCCGCCCUUCGUCCGACAAGCCCUUUGCGCUGCUGCCAAACAGCCGGAAAAACCGGAACAUUCUGACUCCCCAACCCGUCGCACUGACCGUCAACCUCUCACAAUCAAAGGAGAACGAGACGAUGACGCAGCCAAUGAGCAGGGAGAGCGAUUUCAGUCAUCGGUGGUUCACUGGCCGCCCCCUGCUGGCAAAAGCACAUUUAGCACACACUGUGACAUGAAACGCACCAAGACGCACACCGACACACAGAUACAUACAGAUUCAUGCAAGAGUCUCGAGAGGGGGGCCAAUGAAGACACAAACGCCAACAAGAGCCAAAGCUUGAAUAAGCACGUGCAUCCAACAAAGACGGAGAGCGCACCAGCGGACACUCCGCCUGAUCACGACAAUCUCGUCAAACACCAACUGCUACAAGACGAAGAGAAGUUCUUGUUGGCUAAAAUCCAUCUGAUGUCAGGUGACACGUCUCCUGUCAUCAGCCCUCGCAGUAUGAAGCGCCUUAUCCCUGCCCCCGGUGAUAUUGAUAUCGAUGCCUCUGAAAACUCUUCAGAAAAGACUGAUCCGAACCAGGACUCAACGCUUCCCCACUUUGAUGAGCUGCAGGAAAUACCUCUCACUGAGACGGAGGAGUCAGUGGUAGAGGAGGACGUCCUAAAACAGCCGCCACAGCACGGAAACACGUCCACCCACAAGGACAAACACGCCGACACACACGUCCCUCUUUCCUAUCACUGUGAGAUGAAGACACAUUUGCUUCCUACGCUGAUAGAAGAAGAAACCAGUGAAGCAGAUCGCGCUCCAACAGUCAGAGAGGAGGCUGAUGGGAAGGACGACACAGCAGAGGACCUGGUGAACUCCAGCCAGUCGCUGCUUCAGUGGUGUCAGAACAUCACCAGCCAAUACAAACGGGUGAAGGUCACCAACUUCAGCACGUCCUGGAGAAACGGCCUGGCUUUCUGUGCCAUCCUACAUCACUUCCACCCGGACAAAAUAGAUUUUGACCAGCUAGAACCUCAUGACAUCAAGCUCAACAACAAGAAGGCUUUCGAUGGUUUCGAGGCGCUGGGCAUCUCUCGUCUGUUGGAGCCGUCCGACAUGGUUCUCCUGUCCAUCCCCGACCGGCUCAUAGUCAUGACCUACCUCAGCCAGAUCCGCUCGCACUUCACCAACCAGGAGCUGAGCGUGCUGCAGAUAGAGCACAACAGCAGCCAGUCCAGCUAUGGCCUCGCCCUCUCUGGUCCCGCGCCCACUAAUGUCGACGCUGCCGCCUUCUGCAUGGCCAGACUCAACGAAGGAAUGAGUCUGGAGGAAGGAGGGGGAGGAGGCAGCGCGUUGGUCGUCCCACCACCAAGGACCAAGCGAGUGGUUAAAGCUGACGAGUCAAUAAGUCCAGUCCCACCCCCAAGAUCUGUCACCAAGACGUCUGGACUCACUCAGGAUGAAAACACAACAACAGACUCUGCAACAGAGUUGCAGAAAGUCACAGAAAGUGAACCUACCAAGCAAGAGGCUGAGACAAUGUGUCUGCAGGACACCAGUCAGUAUGUGCUGAGUGAGCUGGCCGCUCUGGAGACCGAGCAGAAGCACAUUGACAGCAGAGCUGCCGUCGUGGAGCGACGACUGCGAAGCCUCAUGGAAACAGGAAGUGACCGUGAUGAAGAGGAGAGGCUGAUCCAGGAGUGGUUCACUCUGGUAAACAAGAAGAACGCUCUUAUACGCAGACAGGACAACCUGGAACUACUGCAGGAGGAGCAGGAUCUGGAGAGGAGGUUUGAGCUCCUCACCAGAGAACUCCGGGUCAUGAUGGCGAUAGAAGAUUGGCAGAAAUCGUACACUCAGCAGCAGAGGGAGCAGCUGCUCCUGCAGGAGCUGGUGUCGUUGGUCAACCAGCGUGACGAGAUCAUCAGAGACAUUGAUGCCAAAGAGAGAGUGGCGCUGGAGGAGGACGAGCGUCUGGAGCGUGGUCUGGAGUUGAGGAGGAAAAAAUACAACAACAAAGACAAAUGUGUCCUUCAGUGAGCGGCGACGUCGAGCACAAACACACUGCUGAACCUUUGAAGUUGUGACUUCUAGGAUUUUUUUUUUUUAAAUUUGAAUUUCAGUUUGUGUGCACAUUUUCCUGGAGAACUGCUAGAUUUAUUUUUGUUUCGUUCACGUUUGAAUUUUAAUCACUGUCUUAACGCGAUCGCGUUCCGUUUCAUUUCAGCUGCUUUUAUUUAUUUUAACGGUUAUUUUUAUUGCCGUACAUGUUGCACAUGUGGCGUUUUGUGUGUUCUAUUCUUUCGUGAGUUCAUUCAGUAUUCGAACACUGGGGUUUUCUUGUUUGUUUGUUUGUUUGUUUGUUUUGGAGGGCGUAGCGUUUCCUGUUGUCGUGACAACUUGUCAAACUUAAAGCAGAGCUGUGACUUUUGAGGUUAUGACAGUCUUUUUCUAGUAUGCACAGAUUAAAAAAAAAAGAGAGAGUUUUCAGAAAUGAAAAGUAUGCGUAAACAUGCCGAGUGCCUUUCUGAUACAAAUCAUCACAUGUAAUAAAUCAUGAGCUGGACUCAAACCCACUGUGUUGGUUGUCAAGUUAAGCGACAUGUUUUCAACUGCAGUACAAGCCCAACAUCUUAUUUUGAUGAAGCCUGAAAGCAUUUCCACAUAUUGCAAUAUUUUACUUUUUAGAGGUUGGAGAUAAAAGGUCGUUUUUUAGGACCGAUUAUAGAUUUAUUUAUUUAUUUUAGUUCACACUCUGAGAGCCUUUAACUAAGCAAAGUGUGUACAGUUGUGAUGUCUGUGUAGUUUGACGAACGUGUGCUGAUAAAGUGGUACUGAUCUGCCUCACAGCUUCUCUGUCCGCCAAUCACGCUGUGUUUUAAGUUGAAGGAUGAUGUUGAAGAGUAUGAUGGGAAAAAAAUAAAUAUUGGUUUGUCUCUUAA
Molecule: messenger RNA, 10370 nt
Organism: Solea solea (common sole)
Lineage: Eukaryota; Metazoa; Chordata; Actinopteri; Pleuronectiformes; Soleidae
Product: EH domain-binding protein 1-like protein 1
Exons: 31
Coding region: 406-9468 (3020 amino acids)
Molecular function (GO): protein binding
Source: RefSeq, a predicted model, not a curated record